GAUCCAGCGCGGCCUACGGGCAGCGCCGGGGCCGCCAUGGCCGGGGAGGUGAAAACGAAGCUGUCCAAGAAUUUGCUGCGCAUGAAGCAGUUGCCUCUGCAAGUGUGGAUAAGAUGGAUCAUUGCAAUUCAAUAUGCACUCAAAGGUGGCGUGUGGUCAGUGGUCAGAUCUUUUCACGGAGAUGUGCUCACCUCUUGAUGUCAAAAGAUGGCUCCUGCUUUUAGCAUAAUAGAGUCAUAUGACUUUCAUGCAAAGGGGUUUGGACUCACAAACUAAAAAGCAACUCGAUGAAGAGGAAAAGAAGAUAAUUAGUGACGAACACUGGUAUCUUGAUUUACCAGACCUAAAGGAGAAAGAGAGCUAUAUAAUAGAAGAGAGGAGCUUUAUGCCAUGUGAGGAUCUACUUUAUGGUAGAAUGUCCUUCAAAGGAUUCAAUCCGGAAAUUGAGAAAUUAAUGGUCCAAAUGAACUCUAAGAGCAAGAAAGAAGAAAUUGAAGAGGAUGAUAAAAUGGAGGCUGAUGUGUCUGAUGAAGAAAUGGCCAGAAGAUAUGAAACACUAGUGGGAACAAUAGGGAAGAAAUUCUUGAAAAAAAGAGACCAGCAUGUUCUCCAUGAUGAAGAUGAGGAAGAGAACAGUAAUACAAGACCUAAGAAAGCUAGGAAAACGUUCUUAAAACCUCAGGAUUAAUGUCAGCUGCACAACUGGAGCUAAUAGAAAUGUUGUCUACCAAAUAUAGCCAAAAUGGCACCGAGAACUGAA
Messenger RNA from Lagopus leucura (white-tailed ptarmigan), 760 nucleotides. It is a transcript of the gene MPHOSPH6, whose product is annotated as M-phase phosphoprotein 6. NCBI's taxonomy places the organism in Eukaryota, Metazoa, Chordata, Aves, Galliformes, Phasianidae. Gene Ontology annotation, biological process: maturation of 5.8S rRNA. The coding region runs from base 239 to 688 and encodes 149 amino acids. The transcript has 6 exons. The record is from RefSeq and is a predicted model, not a curated record.